Messenger RNA from Patella vulgata (common limpet), 1939 nucleotides. RefSeq names its product transcription intermediary factor 1-alpha-like. NCBI's taxonomy places the organism in Eukaryota, Metazoa, Mollusca, Gastropoda, Patellidae. Gene Ontology annotation, biological process: regulation of apoptotic process. Gene Ontology annotation, molecular function: protein binding; zinc ion binding. The record is from RefSeq and is a predicted model, not a curated record. The transcript has 3 exons. Bases 139 to 1521 code for a protein of 460 amino acids.
GGUCCACUGAGUUGUAACAACUAAUAAGGCUUCAAUUCUAUUUUGUUAUGAAAUCUAUUUGAAUCAGAGAUAUUUUAUGUUUAUCUACUAUUUAUAAGAUUUACUGUUAAAGACUACGAUAAAUCAAGAUAAUUCACAAUGGCUCAAAACCGAAUGGCGGAAUCUGAUUAUCAGAUUCUAAGAAGGAAUUAUUCAUAUUUAUUAGAGAAUUUACAAGCUAAAAAUAUAACAGCACAUCUCUUCCAAUAUGACGUCAUAAAUCCCGACGAUCUGGAGGAAAUUAGACUUACAGAAGAAAAUAAAGGACGAAGAUCCGGGGUUGAAAUUCUGAUAAGAAAAUUACGAUGGUGUGCUGGGGAUUCGUAUAACCUGUUUAUUAAAAGUCUGGAAGUAAAUGGCUACCAUGAAAUAGUCCAGACUUUAAAGACAGACGAUAAAUUAGGUGAAACUCAAGCAGAAACUACUAGAAAAACUUUACCUCUUGAACAAGACAAACAAUAUUGUAGAAAACACAAGAAUGAAGAAAUAGAAGUUUACUGUAUGGAUUGUAACCAACCAUGUUGUGUGGUUUGUCGCCAAGUAUGUCACAACAACCAUAAACUAACUGAUUUACAUGAAGCUGAAGAAAACUGGAAAGGUCAAUUCCUUAAACUUAAAACAGAAUCUGAUAAAAAGAUAAAACAACUACAAGAACAUUCUGACUAUUUAAAGGCUAAAAUAUCUGACCUAAAAAACUCUUGUCAGACCGCGUGUGAUAAUGUUGACAAGAAUGUUAAAAACAUUUGUGAUCAAGUAACCGUGUUAGGAAGUGGAAUAAAAGAUGAUAUUAUCAAAGUGAAAAAUGACGAAAUUAUGGAAUUAAACAAUUUCAUACAGGAAGCUGGCAGGAUGACAUCUAAAAUGAAAGAUUGGUGGGAUUAUUCUGAUCGUAUGUUAUUACAAAGUUCUUUAAUUACAUGUCUGGACAAACAUAGCAUGACAGAUGUUCAGACCAAAAUAAAUCACGAUAUUUCAUCAUAUGUACAAAACCCUGUGAUACGACAUCCAUUUUAUGACAUGGUGAAGAUUGACGUAGAAUCAUUAAAACAACAAAUGAAUAAAAUGACAAUCAUGGAUAGUGCAACUUUUACCAGUAGUUUUAAUGUAAAUCAGAUACUGGAGACAGACGUUUACUACCAGGUUGGUGAUGUAAUGAUACAAGGAAUGCCAUGGUAUGUAAGUGUUAAACGUCUUACAGAUACACAAACAUUGGGUGUUCACCUAUGGUUGAGGAAGGUAGAGGAUAAAACAGUUAAAGCUGUUACAGCUGAUUAUACAUUUAAACUGUUAAAUAUAAACAAUGUUAGUAAACAUAUAGUAUAUAGAGGUACAGGAACAUAUAAACCUGGUGAUCCAGGAUGGGGUUGGGAUGGCUUUAUAGACUGGGAUACACUCAUUAAUCCUGAUAAUGGUUACCUUGACGACAGCGGUAUGUUCACACUACAAACAACUGUCAAAAUAAAUAAAAUAGAUAGAAAUUAAUCUGAACAUACAAACUAAAUAAAACGUGAUAUUAACUCGUACGUGAUAUUCAGUUAGAUGGAAAUUUUAUGUGAACCGGAAAAAAGAAAAAGAAAUUAUGUGAACGCAGAUAAGACGUGUUGUUUAUUGUAACAUCAAGUUAAGACUAACAAACUCAAUCAAUCGGCUCAUGUUGAUAGCAAGGACAGUUGCCUAGUCAUUCGGAUGAUACAAAAAACCGAAGUCCCUUGUAUACAUUGAUGUGCUCGUAAAAGAUUCCUUGACAGUUAGAAUUCGAUAUAAGAGUAGGUCAUAGUGCCACUGCCCGGGCGACAUUUCCACCAUAGCACACUGUUUGGUGUAUGCCCGUCUUCAUUAGCCCUGAUGGUACGGAACAGUAGGACGUUAAACCCCAUUUCAUUUCAUUUCAUUUUAUGUU